UCUCUCUCUCUCUCCCCAUUUUCUCUUUUGAGCUCGGAAGGUUUUGGCUUCUGAUUCUUAAACUUGUAAUGAAUCCGUUUUACCAGUAGCUUACUCACAUAUUCUUAUCACCAUUAUUCUAUUCACCAAACUCAAAUGUUUUUAUCUAUUUUCCUUCCUAUCUCUCUCUCUAAAAUAAAGUAAACUGAAAAAGAGAAGACAAGAAGAAAGUAUAUAACUCCACCAUGAAUGCUGCCUUGCUUCCUUGACACCCAUUUUUAUUGCUUUUUUUUCGUUUUUCUCUUUCUCUGUGUAAGCCCAUCAUUCAUAACUUAACAAAAACUGACCUACCAAGCAAAGAAGCCAAAAGCAAAAACAUGGUUCAACACUGUUGGCCAUGAAUGCUAUUUUGCUUGAAAAGCACACCUCUAUAUUCUCUACACCUUAUCCCCUCCCCCCUCGUUUUUCUUUGCUGUUCCUUUCUCAGGUUUUUCAUCAGUUUUAGCAAAGAAACAAUACCCAGAUUCCAAAAUUUCAUAUAUAUAUAAAUUUCAAAUGUGUAAAAGUCCAUCUCAACAAGACCAUGAAACCAUGCCAAUUUUUGAAGCUUUUAAAAAGUUCAAGCGUUUGAGACUCUUUGAGCCGUCUUUGGGGGUUCUUGGCUUCUUCUUUGUUGCUGUUUGCGUGAUUUGUAGUUUCUUUUACUUGGAUUACAGAGCUGUGGCUAGAGGGUAUAGAGUUCCUAGUCAGUCAAAGAGAUUUAUGUGGCUUAAACUUGAUGGGUAUUCUUCGAGUGAGAUUAAAAAAGUUGAUUUCUUGAGCCAGGAAGGUGAAGGGUGUGAUGUGUUUGAUGGUGAUUGGGUGUGGGAUGAAAGGUAUCCUCUUUAUGAAUCCAGAGAUUGCAGCUUUCUUGAUGAAGGAUUUAGGUGUACUGAAAAUGGAAGACCAGAUUUGUUCUAUACCAAAUGGAGAUGGCAGCCUAAGCAUUGUAACCUUCCCAGAUUUGAUGGAAAAGUGAUGUUGGAGAAGUUGCGAAACAAGCGAUUAGUUUUUGUUGGUGAUUCAAUUGGAAGAAAUCAAUGGGAAUCCCUCCUCUGCAUGCUUGCUUCUGCUGUUCCCAAUAAAGAUUCGAUAUAUGAAGUGAACGGCAGCCCAAUUACAAAGCAUAAAGGGUUCUUAGUAUUCAAGUUCAAGGAUUAUAAUUGCACCGUGGAGUACUACAGAGCUCCCUUUCUUGUCCUGCAGAGCAGGCCUCCCGCUGGAUCUUCACAAAAGAUCAAGACAACACUUAAAUUAGAUCAAAUGGAUUGGAAUUCUAUUAGGUGGAAAGAUGCAGAUGUGUUGGUCUUCAAUACUGGGCAUUGGUGGAAUUAUGAGAAGACCAUACGAGGGGGAUGUUACUUUCAAGAAGGGGAAGAGGUCAAAUUGGAAAUGACAAUAGAUCAUGCAUAUCAAAGGUCCAUAGAGACUGUGAUGCAGUGGGUACAUAAUGAGGUGAAUACAAGCAGGACCAAAGUCUUUUUCCGCACAUUUGCACCUGUACAUUUCAGAGGAGGAGAUUGGAAAACUGGGGGAAGCUGCCACAUGGAGACACUGCCAGAGCUGGGGACAUCGUUGGUGCCAUCUGAAACUUGGGAACAAUUCAAAAUAGUCAGUGGUGUGUUAUUGGCUUACUCAAAUGCAUCACGGGCAAUGAAAUUUGACAUAUUGAAUGUCACUUGUAUGACAGCACGAAGGAAAGAUGGCCACUCAUCUCUGUACUAUUUGGGUCCCAAGGAAAGCCCUGCACCACUUCAUCGGCAGGACUGCAGUCAUUGGUGUCUGCCCGGAGUGCCUGAUGCAUGGAAUGAACUACUCUAUGCAGUGUUCCUUAAACAUUAUAUUAAUCAUACAUUCAACUCAUCAACAUACGAAGCACAGGUUUGAUUGAGAUGAAGCCUCUAAUUUAUACACCUAUACGAACAGAUGCACAGAAAUGACUCGGACUUCCCCACAAAGACAAAAUGGGAGAUAGUUUAGAAUGAAUUUUGCCAUAGUUCAAGGGUAAAUUUCAAAAGUGGAUCAAUGAUUUUGGCAGUGUUUGAUUAUGAAGUAAAACUUUAUUGUUUUUUUUCCCAUUUGGCUAGAUAGUUGCUAUAGAUUCAAGGAGCCCCAAUUUCAAGGGCAGUUAGUGGGCACGGAUUCUGCCUGUGGGAAUAAAGCUGUAGGACAAGUUCACACAUGAGCAUCCUGUUGAGAUCAUCUGACAUAUUCCUUGGGAAAGAAAAUGUAAUUAUAUUCCUUUUUUUUUUUGUAUUUAACUUGUAUAAUGAAUCAAAAUUAUUAAUCACUAGACAGUUGGUGAGCACUAAUUCUAGUGCCUUGUGAUAUUCA
Theobroma cacao (cacao) is the source of this 2352-nucleotide messenger RNA. It is a transcript of the gene TBL11, whose product is annotated as TRICHOME BIREFRINGENCE-LIKE 11. NCBI's taxonomy places the organism in Eukaryota, Viridiplantae, Streptophyta, Magnoliopsida, Malvales, Malvaceae. The record is from RefSeq and is a predicted model, not a curated record. Gene Ontology annotation, molecular function: O-acetyltransferase activity. Gene Ontology annotation, cellular component: Golgi apparatus.